CCGCGCAGGUAGACGCGCGCGUGCGGCGCUCCGGGUUGCGCAUGCGUCGUGCAGAGGACCAGGUGGCGCGGCCGGGGUACUUUAAGGCGCGUCGGGCACGCGCAGCGCGACCUCCGGAAGAUGGCGACCGCGCUGCUGUUGUCGACUUCCCUUCCUGCUAAUCCUGAAAAGGAAACCUGUGAAACAAUCAUUCAAAAGAUUAUGAGUCCCGAGUCGUGCAUCAAGCAUCCACUACAAAACAAGUGGGCUCUCUGGUUUUUCAAGAACGACAAAAGCAAAACGUGGCAGGCCAACCUGCGCCUCAUCUCCAAGUUUGACACCGUGGAGGACUUCUGGGCAUUGUACAAUCACAUUCAGCUGUCCAGUAACCUGAUGUCCGGCUGCGACUACUCGCUGUUCAAGGACGGCAUCGAGCCCAUGUGGGAGGACGCGAGGAACCGCCGAGGCGGCCGCUGGCUGAUAACGCUGUCGAAGCAGCAGCGGAGAGCGGACCUGGAUCGCUUCUGGUUGGAGACGGUACGUUCGGUCCUCCGGCGUUAUUGCUUCGUAAGGGGCCCCCGGGACGCGGUUUUAAGUCGAUGGGUAACACCUUGGGUCAAAUGCCCCGACCGCGCGCCGGUAGACUCUCUGAACCGAUGUCCGUUGUUCCCGCAGCUCUUGUGUCUGGUGGGCGAGGCGUUCGACGACCACAGCGACGACGUGUGCGGCGCCGUCAUCAACGUCCGAGCCAAAGGGGAUAAGAUAGCGGUCUGGACCACAGAAUACGAGAACAAAGAAGCCAUCACGCACAUAGGGCGCGUGUAUAAAGAGAGGUUAGGCGUGCCGCAGAAAGUGAUCAUCGGAUACCAGUCGCACGCCGACACGGCCACCAAGAGCGGCUCCACAACCAAGAACAAGUUCGUGGCCUGAGGAGCAGCAGGACGUCUCGUGACGUUUCCCCUGCGAGUGUCCGGCCGACGAGGCCGGGCGCACUUUCCUGUCAUCUGACAACUUCAUUGUUUCCUUUUGAGUUGGGCUGAAGAUUUGUAAAAGAUGUUUUGAUGGCCAGGUUUCGUUUUCAGAUGCAGCUGCAUAUUUGUGUGUAAUUUAUUUGAUUUAUCCUCCCCAUGUUCUCUUAACGCACUUUAUCAUUAAACGGUUUGGUGUAAACUGAGAUUCUGUUAGUUCUGAAAUGCCAUUUAGUCGGAUUAAAGUAUUCAUUGUGUUACAUUCUAACCAUACUUUAUUCAACCUCUGUUUAACAUCUUCUCAGAAUGAACAGAACCAACACAACACGUUUAAACUCGAGCUUAAAAAUCAGUUUGCUUUGUUUUUGUUUCAAGUCAAAUCGGAUUGAAGCCGUUUAGUUUCUUGUUAAGCUGCUUGUGAGAUGUUACGGUUUGGUAUUGAGAUGUUCACGAUUCUGAAGAGCAGGGGAUUUAUUUUAAAUGCUUCUUAACUAUUGCCCAAGUAUUUGAAUUAGUGAAGUUCACAUUUGAUGGAGUUUACUCGGUAUCAUUAUUUAGUUUAGUUUAGUGGCAUCAGUGAAAUUGCAAUUGUUUUGGAGGUAAUUGAAUGUGACGCGAUACCCCUCAACUCCCAGCAGUAAAUGUACAUGAGUGAUGUAAAUAAAGUGUACAUUGAAGAUGGUUGCCUCAAAA
Molecule: messenger RNA, 1640 nt
Organism: Gasterosteus aculeatus aculeatus (three-spined stickleback)
Lineage: Eukaryota; Metazoa; Chordata; Actinopteri; Perciformes; Gasterosteidae
Source: RefSeq, a predicted model, not a curated record